This is a messenger RNA of Biomphalaria glabrata, 5313 nucleotides long. RefSeq names its product band 4.1-like protein 4. The coding region runs from base 692 to 3466 and encodes 924 amino acids. Gene Ontology annotation, cellular component: cytoskeleton. The transcript has 26 exons. The record is from RefSeq and is a predicted model, not a curated record. Lineage: Eukaryota; Metazoa; Mollusca; Gastropoda; Planorbidae.
AAUCAAUGAUAUUAAUAGUAAAGAAAUAGAUCUAGAAUCUAAAUCUAACUCAUUGGGUCCAGACCCUGUCAGACUAACUAUACUCUUAGGCGUCUUAGCUCUACUAGUAGAUCUGGAUCUUGUUAGUCUAUAUCUCUGAAACUGACAUGCUAGUCUUUAGCUAAGCAACUUUGCUUCUAUCUUUUUUUAUUUUGUUGAUUUAAAUAACGUGGGGGCAUGGUGUAGGAGAGGUAAAAUACUUAGCAACCAAACCCAGGUUUUUGUGUUGAAUUCCCUAGAUGAUAUUUUUAGAAUCUUUGUUAGUCCAACCAACUCCACUGAUAGUUAAGUACAGUUUUCCCUCACUACUUUGUGGUCCAUUUGUCAUGGACUAGCUGUUUUACAGGUUUUCAAAAACUAAUACAAAAUAUGUAUCACAGUAUUAUUGCUGUUUUAUGUCAGGAAUGCCCCAUAACUUUGUUCAUAAUUCACAUGAAGUGAUCUGCUCUAUCUGGCCUACUCUCUAAGCAGGAGUAAUAAUAGUUUGUUGAUGAAGACACUGUACCUGCUGAUUAUGUGGUGUCUUUAGACAAACAUUAGUGUCCUUCUUGGUAUUCAUCUCAUGCUAAGUCAUCAUCGUUUUAGCUGUUGGACAUAUCUUCAAUAGAUUUUUAAAGAUGGUACUUUCAAAAAACAAUAUUUAAUUGAGCUGAUGAUGUCAAAAAGUGGAAGAUUGUCUCGUUUGUUUCCAAGGUUAUUUCGUGGUGAAGCUAAAGAUAAAGUUGAAAAUAGCACAAAUAAAGUCAAAGGGCCCUUUUGUUUAAUUGUGUUUUUAGAUGAUGCAGAAAAAAAUAUUGCUUAUAAGGGAAACUGGAAGGGUCAGACAAUAUUUGACAAUGUCUGUACCAUGAUCAAUCUGUUAGAAAAAGAUUAUUUUGGACUUCGACUAAUUGAUUAUUCAGGACAAACGCAUUGGCUUAAUUUAUCUAAAGGUCUUUCUUCACAAUUAAAAGUUUGUUCAGAGCCUCAUAAACUUUACUUCUGUGUUAAAUUCUAUGCUGCUGAUCCUUGCAAACUGCGUGAUGAAAUAACCAGGUACUUAUUUUUCUUGCAAAUCAAAAGAGACAUUCUACAAGGUCGUCUUCCAGUUGCCUAUGAUGAAGUUGCAGAACUUUGUGGUUAUGCCCUUCAGUCUGAGCUAGGUGACUAUGAUCCCAGAUUACAUACAACUGGAUAUGUUUCUGAAUUUUGUUUUAUACCCAAUCAAACUGAAGAAUUGGAGGCUAAAAUAGCUGGCAUUCAUAGGAGAUGUGUUGGAGCUACACCUCUUAUGGCAGAGCAAAAAUAUCUGGAAAAAGUCAAGUGGCUGGAGUUGUACGGUGUAGAUCUUCACCCAGUCCAGGGGGAGAGCAAUGUUGAAUAUUUUCUAGGUCUGACACCAACUGGAGUUGUAGUCUACAAACACAAAACUAAAGUUGCUAGUUAUUUUUGGCCUAGAGUUACCAAAGCUAGCCACAAAGGAAAAAUGUUCACCAUACGGGUUAAAGAUAAAAAUAAUGAUGAAAAUGUCUAUGGCUUUGAAUUGUCCACCAAGUCUGCAUGUAAACACUUGUGGAAAUGUUGCAUUGAGCACCAUGCUUUCUUCAGUGGAAGAUCAUCAAGGCUUGCAGCCACUGAAACUAGGUCUAGACAGCAGCCUACUGUUCAAAGGUCACAGAGUCGAAGGCAGGCACGCAGAUCCAAUUCAGACUCGAGGCUUGUUGCUGAACAAUGGCAUAAUGAUCAGCAUGUCCACAAAAACAGAACAGUCCUAACAGUUAUGGGACAGGCAGAGCCAGUUAGAGCACCUCGUCAUCGAUCACUUCCAGAACUACAGGGGAGACAAUCACCAAGAAGUAUCAAAUCUGCUCCAUGGGAGUCCAAGUUAGAUUAUGGCCUUUACACAAGUGGUCAUGACUCUCCAUCAGUUUACAGUGAUAACAAAUAUCCAGGAAGUGAUAGCCAAAGUGGUAUCAGCCAGAGAAAGAGAUACUUUCCAAACACUAAAACUUCUGACAAUGAAAGUGAUGCAUCAGCUUCCAGAAGAAGAAGGCGAGAGUUAGACAGUGACAGUGGAUCAGAAAUUUCAUUCCCUCAUUCUGGACACAAUAGAAAAAUUCGACACACAAUGAGUGAUAAAGAUAUGAAAUUAAGAAGUAAUGGAAAUUUGUUUUAUCCUUACCAUGACAAAGAAAACCUUUCCCAAGGGUCUAUUCCUUCGUUACAUUCAGCUCCAGCAGGAGAAGCUAAGCAAAGAAGGAGACGACGUCGAAGUAAAUCACCUGGCAAUACAAAAAGACCACCUGAGGAAUUAAAACAGCAUAUAGAAUUUGACCUGGUUGACACAGAAGGUAUGACAGAGGAUCAACUCAGAGACAUUCCUUACACUAAAGUAGAAACAAAAUCAAACUUAUUCAGAGUAAAGUAUUCUCCUAAAAUCAGACAUAAAAUCUGGGCAUCAAGAAGAAAAAGUUUUGGUGAUGUAGACAGAAACAGUCCCAGUAAAUCUGGUAGUAAUUCAACAGUGUCACGACAAGAUAGCUACUAUACUGACCCCUCAGGAAAAUAUAUUUAUGGCAGCAGAGUUUCUGGCAGUCUAAGUCAAGGUAACUUACCCAGAUUUCAAAAUCCAGAAAGCCACCAAUCCAAUUCAUUUGAUCAAUCUCUAGCCACUAAUCUAUUAAGUGAAUUGAAUUCAUCACAUCCUAAGAAUUCUCUUUAUAAUGAAAACAUAAGGUACAAUGAAAAGCAACACAAUUCUUCACAAUCUCAAACAAAUUGGAAUGGAGUUAACAAUGUGAGUGAAUCAGAUGGAUACAGGAACUAUUCACUUAAUACAAAUCCUAAAUAUUCUCAUUCUAAACAUUAUAGCACAUACCAGCAACUCAGAGAAACCCCAAAAGUAAAUACAAGUGACUCUAAUAGACUAUCUUAUAGAGAAGAAUUGAACUACACUGCACAUAAUAUGCAAAAUUCUAAGUCUAACACAGGAUCUGAUUUCAGCAACAAAAAUAAUUAUGUGGGCAGCAAUUAUAAGCCCUCCACAUCUACAGAAUUCCAUCAUCAACCAGUUCAGUCCCAUUCAAAAAAAGACUUGAUUGGAAGCAUAAGAGAUUCCAGAAAUCAUUCACCUUAUUAUCGAGAAACUUUGCCAGAUGAUGCUUCUACUCUGACUAAAGGCUCUUCUAGGCCUAAUAACAAUCAGAGACAUUCUUCAGCAUACCAUCAGUUUACUGAUGAAAGAAAUAGCAAAGAUAGUCUUCAGCUCAAAUACAACAGUCCUAGUUCCCAAAGAAUGCAGAAUACAUACAAUAAUUUCUAUAAUGUUCAGUCUCAAGGUCAUUCUUAUCAACACAGUCCAAGGUCAGGCAGCAGUGUUUCUCCUAGAGGCACUCAGAGUACAUCAAACUACCGGCAGCAUACAUCCAAUUUAGUAACACAGUUAUAAAACUGUUCAAACAUGUAAAUUUUGUUCAUUGUAAAUACUGCAUUUCAAAUGAAAUGUAUGGAAGCAAGCUCUUGUCAGUAACUCAUUGGUGUGGACUUACUGAGUAAUUCAGUCAUAUAAACCAUGUAGAGAAUUUAAGUUCCAUGUCACAAUUAAAAGAAAAACAUUGUACCUAUCAUGUAUCUUGUUAUUUAUACAAAUCCUUUGUUUUGUUUUUAUGAAUAAACAUAUUGUUAGUUUCUUUCUACGUCUGAAUGUGUGAAUGUCAAAGAAAUCAAGACAACAAACUAAACUAUAAUCUAGUAUCAAACUAUUCUUUUUUUAAAAGACAAAAGCUAAGUAUAUUUAUUGAUAGAUAUUAGAUACUACAAAUAAAAGUAAUUUUCAACAGGCUUGAACUGCUAGAACUUGAAAUGUCAGGCUUUGGAAAUGGCUGCAGUGAGUAUUUCAGUUUUAAAAAAAUAUUUCAAAUAAUUCUUUCUCUAAUCCUUAUUAUUUUGAAAAUCAUCAACAAAUCUUGCAUAAAUAAGGUGAGUAGUCGAGUCAGAAUAGGAACAAAUGUACUAAGUAUGCUCUUCUAAUUCUUUUUGUUUGAAGACAACAUUAUUCAUUCAAUAAACAUGAAAUGGGCAGCUCUUAGACUAUCAGAUGUUAAAGAAGGAUACUGUUCUAGACCUAUUAAGUAGGGCUAUGAGAUGUUCUAGAAUACUGUUCUAGUUAUAGAAUACUGUUCUAGUUAUAGAAUACUGUUCUAGUUAUAGAAUACUGUUAUAGAAAAAAUGUUUUGUUCUAAAAGUACAAGUCACAUUUUAGUCCCAAUAUAAACAAAAGAGAAAAGUUUCAUGAACAAAGUGACAGGCCCCCAACUAAUGGAAAUGUCAGAUCUCAUUCAGUUUUUUUUUUGUUUAGUUUCUUCAUGAGCCUAGGUCAUUUUUGGAAGCUUGUUGAAGUUUGUUACAUCUAAUAUGAAUUAUCUUGCUCUUUUAAUGCUUAAAAAUUAUAAACACAUUCUCAAACACAUCUUAAUUUGUCUUGGGUCUAUUUAUAAAAUAUUCAGCAUUUUCCAGCAAAUAUCCUUUGUAAGACCUAGCUUUGUUCAACCUUCUUCUGAGGAAAUUGAUUUUUUUUACCAUUUAGAAUGUAUUUUCAAUCAUUGUUGUAAACAUUUGUCAAAAUACCAGUACUUGAAAUUUCAUGUGCAUAAUUGCAACUUACUGAUUGUAAUAAAUAGUGAUAUAAUAAACAGUGAUAUUUUUGGAAUGGUUGAUUCACCUGUGCCUUAAACUUUGAUAUGUAAACUAUUUGAAUCAUGUAAAAAUAUCUUGAGAAGUGCUCAAUGGAAUGAAGUUCUGGUUCUUCAACUACUAUAGACUUGAGUGGACUAAGAAAUCAUUGGGACUGAUACACUUUGGAUUGAUUUGACUCUGGCUCUAGAAAAAUUUCAUUGUUUUCCCACUACACGUAAACAGCUCAAUACUAACAUGAUGUCCUGCUUGAGCUACCAAUGAAAGUUUAAUCUAGCUAUAACUAGUUACCAAUAAAGGUUCAGUUUAGCUAAAGCUACCAAUGAAAGGUUCAAUCAAGCUUAAACUACAAAUGAUGCACAAACUUAAGUGCAGUUCUCCUCAGAAGACAUAAUACUUUUGAGUAUACUGUGGUACCUUCAUUUCCAAACCUUAAAGUGAAAUACUUGUAUUUGUAUUGAAUUCAUUUCAAUUGUGAGUUUUUUAAGUGAACCAUAUUAUAUAAAUAUAUAGCAGUACCUUGUAAAUAUGUUCUAGAAAAUAUAUACUCAAAAAUAAAACACUGUAACUAUACUUUUUUAAUAAAUAUUUUUUAUAUGCAAA